GUAACUGUUGGUUCAUUAUUCAACAACCAACUACAUAGUGGAUUUUGAGGACGUAGAAGGAUUACCCCACCUUCGAACCUCGUUAAAGUUUGCGUGUCUCUCUCUCUUAUCUUUAUUCUUACUUAACAGAUUGUAUCUGAUACUGCUAUUGAGAAGCAAAGCAUGCAUGCUCUGCAAGUCAGUAGUAUAUGUGUGCUGCGCGUGAUAUUAUUGGAAGAAGAAGAGGAUGCAUAUGAUAAAGUGGCUGUUGGAAGGGAAAAAACUGGUGAUCGUCUGUAUUUGUCGGAUGUCAAUGAUUAUAUGCCAGAUUUUUAUUCCUGUGAUGGAAUUCUAAACACUUUUAAGGAAGCCUCUAGAGAUCCACGUGCUAACCACUUGGGCGCGGAACUCAGGCUUCAAGAAGACGCGGAGGCUGCCAGAAGCUUUAAUUCUUUGCAUGUUUCUAAGGAAGCAAAGGUUGUUGUAUCUGACACUCCAAAUAGCAUAUCUGAGAACGGAAAUAAUGUAAAGUCGAUCUUGAAACGAAAGGAGGAUCAAAUGGGUUGGAGGUCCGAAAAACGUGUUCGGUUUGAGCCAAGCUGCAAAGCUAGUGGUGAGUCAGAAGGAGAUAAAACCAUAAUAUCAGGGGUGUUUUACGGAGACAUAACUUUGCACAAGGAAUCCUCUUCUAAGCAUCGGGAUUCUUCAAGGGUUCCAGAUUAUAUGCGCAAUCCUUCAAGGUACACCCAUUACACAUUUGAUUCAGGGACUGAUAUGAAUGAAGAGUCUAAUCGCCAAGCAUACACGGAGUUCAUCAGCAUGCUUAAAAGGCCCAAGUCGUCAGAGCCAGAAGAAGUUCCUGCUGAUAUCUCAAAACCUGUCAUAUUCAAUCCAAAGAAGAGAACUGGUCAAGGUUUGAUGUCCAUGAUCCGUAAUGAGACUGAUGUAGCCAAGGAGAUAUCAAUGGAGAGGCCUAUGAACCGGAAAAGCUUGCCUGUCAGUUUUGCUUCAGGGGGUAUGCCUGAAGACGAAGCAAGGGAUAUGGAGGUAGAUGAACAAGUAACUGAACCGAAAAAAAUGGUCAAGGGCGGGGGUGAACGAACAGCUCGCCAUUAUCGUUCCAGACAGAGCUUAGGGUCCGACAAGGGUGAUUGUUGAUCUGUGAUGUGCAAAGGGGGAGUAUCUCAUUUGUUUGUAACUCGCAGGAGAUUGAGUUGUUGUGCUAUACUAAUUAACUAUUAAUACUCCUUUUUGUCCGGUAAAAAGUACCACAUUUUGUUUUCACUUUUCAGUCCUAACCAAUAUAAGAUUCCAUUUUAC
Cuscuta campestris is the source of this 1299-nucleotide messenger RNA. NCBI's taxonomy places the organism in Eukaryota, Viridiplantae, Streptophyta, Magnoliopsida, Solanales, Convolvulaceae. The record is from the annotation of a GenBank genome assembly.